Molecule: messenger RNA, 8903 nt
Organism: Podarcis muralis (Common wall lizard)
Lineage: Eukaryota; Metazoa; Chordata; Lepidosauria; Squamata; Lacertidae
Gene: RPS6KA6
Product: ribosomal protein S6 kinase A6
Biological process (GO): intracellular signal transduction; protein phosphorylation
Molecular function (GO): protein serine/threonine kinase activity; ATP binding; magnesium ion binding
Source: RefSeq, a predicted model, not a curated record
UCUCACCCCCUCCCACCACCCUACGCGUGAUGCUCGCAACUCCCCCCUCCCGCAGGGGGAAUUCUCCUCUACCCGGGCCUGACAUCACUCCUCCCUCACCCAACAGCCCACCAAAGCAGAGACGCCGGUUUAGCGACGGCCUUCUCCUCCCGCCAUGUUAGGAGGAGGAGGAGGAGGAGGAGGGGAGGUCGGCGUAACACGGAGCCGCCCCCGCCUGCCCGGGUAGCAGCAGCAGCAGCUCCUCCUCCUCGACGGGCCACUGCAUGGAAAGGCUGGGAGCGAUGAGCGAAACCGCAGCAGCCUUGGAGGCUUCGGCUGACUAGGGGAAAGGCGAGCGAGCGAGGGAGGGCGAAGCUCCCUCCUUUCUCCCUCCCCCUCCUCCUCCUCCUUCCCGUCCCCUCAGCACGAGGGGAGGGGAAGAGCAUGAACGGCUGCCCCGUCCCUGCCCGCCGCGGCGCCGCUUGGGCGAGAACGAGGAGGAGAGGCGGAGGAGGCGGAGGAGGAGGAGCGCGGCGGCCGCCACCAGGACGACGACGACGACAGCCGCCGCCGCCGCCGCCGCCACACAGUCAUGGUGCCCUUCGCGCCGCCGGAGGGCGCGGAGGAGCCUCAGCCUGAGCCCGAAGCGGAGCCCUCCUCCUGCCCUCCUCCGCCCCCGCCUCCUACCGCCGCCGCCGCCGGCCUCAUGGAGAUCUCCGGCGGAGGAGGAGGAGGCGGCGGCAGCAGCAGCAGCCCAGGCGGAGAGCUGAAUGGCAUUAGAGUGGUGGAUGAACCUAUGGAGGAAGGAGAACCAUAUUCCUAUGAAGAUGAAGGAGUUGUGAAAGAGAUACCUAUUACUCAUCAUGUGAAAGAAGGAUGUGAAAAAGCAGAUCCUGCACAAUUUGAAUUACUUAAAGUCCUUGGUCAAGGAUCAUUUGGAAAGGUUUUCCUCGUGAGGAAAAUUUUUGGUCCUGAUGCUGGACAGCUGUAUGCAAUGAAAGUUCUGAAGAAAGCUUCUUUAAAAGUUCGAGAUAGAGUUCGUACAAAGAUGGAGAGAGAUAUAUUAGUAGAAGUAAAUCAUCCGUUUAUUGUCAAACUGCACUAUGCUUUUCAGACUGAAGGGAAGCUAUAUUUAAUAUUGGAUUUUCUCAGGGGAGGAGAUGUGUUCACAAGAUUAUCCAAAGAGGUUAUGUUUACAGAGGAAGAUGUGAAAUUCUACCUCGCAGAACUGGCCCUUGCUUUGGAUCAUCUGCACAGCUUGGGAAUUGUGUACAGGGACCUGAAGCCAGAAAACAUUUUGCUUGAUGAAGCAGGACAUAUCAAGUUAACAGACUUCGGCCUCAGCAAAGAAUCUGUGGAUCAAGAAAAGAAAGCCUAUUCUUUCUGUGGUACUGUAGAGUACAUGGCUCCUGAAGUUGUAAACAGACGAGGCCACAACCAGAGUGCUGAUUGGUGGUCAUUUGGUGUUCUUAUGUUUGAAAUGCUUACUGGUACACUACCAUUUCAAGGUAAAGAUCGAAAUGAAACUAUGAAUAUGAUACUCAAAGCAAAACUAGGCAUGCCACAGUUUCUUAGUACUGAAGCUCAAAGUCUUCUCCGGAUGUUGUUUAAAAGGAACCCUUCAAAUAGGUUAGGAGCUGGUCCUGAUGGGGUUGAAGAAAUCAAGAGACAUCCUUUCUUUUCAACCAUUGAUUGGAAUAAACUAUACAGGAGAGAGAUUCUGCCUCCAUUUAAACCUGCUUCCGGGAGGCCAGAAGACACAUUUUGUUUUGAUCCAGAAUUCACAGCAAAAACACCAAAAGAUUCUCCAGGAGUUCCACCUAGUGCUAAUGCACACCAGCUCUUCAAAGGCUUUAGCUUUGUCGCAACUACGGCCAUAGAAGACCACAAAAUCUCCCCUCUCAACAACAUAUUGCCAAUAGUACAGCAACUUCAUGGGAACAGUGCACUAUUCACAGAUGCUUAUGAACUUAAGGAGGACAUUGGUGUUGGCUCAUAUUCAGUGUGUAAGCGCUGCAUCCACAUGGCUUCAAGCAUGGAGUUUGCUGUGAAGAUAAUUGACAAAAGUAAAAGAGAUCCCUCUGAAGAAAUUGAGAUUCUGAUGCGCUAUGGACAGCAUCCUAACAUUAUCACUUUAAAAGAUGUGUAUGAUGAUGGUAAAUAUAUCUACCUUGUCACUGAAUUAAUGAAGGGAGGUGAACUACUGGAUCGUAUACUCAGACAAAAGUAUUUCUCAGAACGGGAAGCAAGUGCUGUAUUGUUUACGAUCACUAAAACAGUUGACUACCUUCAUUGUCAAGGAGUGGUGCAUCGAGACCUUAAACCCAGUAACAUUUUAUAUAUGGAUGACUCAAAUAAUGCUGACUCCAUCAGGAUCUGUGAUUUUGGUUUUGCAAAGCAACUUCGGGGGGAGAAUGGGCUUCUCUUAACCCCCUGCUACACUGCCAACUUUGUAGCGCCAGAGGUUCUCAUGCGACAGGGAUAUGAUGCUGCUUGUGAUAUCUGGAGCUUGGGUGUCCUUCUUUAUACAAUGUUGGCUGGGUAUACUCCUUUUGCCAAUGGUCCCAAUGAUACCCCUGAGGAAAUCCUGUUACGAAUAGGCAGUGGGAAUUUUUCUUUAAGUGGAGGCAACUGGGACACUGUUUCAGACGCAGCAAAGGAUUUGCUAUCUCAUAUGCUGCAUGUAGAUCCACAUCAGCGAUAUACUGCAGAGCAAGUUCUUAAGCAUUCGUGGAUAGCAUGUAGGGACCAGUUGCCACAUUACCAGCUAAACAGGCAAGAUGCACCUCAUCUAGUAAAGGGUGCCAUGGCUGCCACCUAUUCUGCACUGAAUAACAAGACAUUUCAGCCUGUGUUGGAGCCUGUUGCAGCUUCAAGCUUAGCUCAACGACGGAGCAUGAAAAAGCUAACAUCAACCGACUUAUAGUUCCACCGGGGCACUUAACCAAAGUGGAGCAAGAGAAAAAAUCAAUAAGUGGCUCUGUAUCUGCCUGGCCUGUGAUUUAAAAGGCAUAUACAAGUUCCUCCUACACUACUUGAAUUCUGUUGAAGAAAAAGAAGAUAUCCACAGGUUCAGUGGGAUUCAUCACACAUUUUGCAGGAAGUGUCAGUGAUUCAUUGAAACAAAGCAUCAGGGUACAUCAUAAUGAUCAUGAAGAGUUUUCUGUACACGGUCCUUUUCAAAGAUCUGUUGCAUUAUGUUAAUACUUUUAAAUACUGUAUAGUUUUUCCCAGUUUAUAAAUAAAUGGUUUAGGGGACCAUCAACACUGCUCAAGUUGUAAAUUUAAAAUUGAAAGAAAAUAGUGUUUUUAGUAUUUUUGCUAUCUGGCCCUAUUGUAAAAUAACGAAACAAAAUCAAACUUAUGUGCUCUAGUUUUGUAAAUUGGUCACUUUACCAAUGGACUCCAUUCACUUAACUCAUUGGUACAGCAAGAUAAGUAUAACUGAAAAGGAUGUGCUGGUGCAAAACUCAUGUACGCUAAAAUGGAAGCCCCAAGUAACAGGCAACUGAAGAAAAUGUACAAAGGGAAUCAGCCAUGAACCUGCACUUCAUCAUAGUGUGAAAGCCAUCACUAGAACUGUAGGAUUGGUCAGCCUGGGAGUGCUUUUGUGUAAGACUGCUGUGAGGUGUUGGUGGUUAGAAUGAUAAAGCCUACUAUAUUUUUAACAUACAUGUGACAUCUCCAUCCUCGGAGGCUUUGAAGAAAAGGGUGAGUAGGCAUUUUGGGUAUGCUUUAGGUAUAGAAUAAGACAAUUAGGUAUAGAAUAUCUAGGACUGUGAGGUGAUCUAGAUGAGCCCCCCUCCAACAAUAUUAUCAUUCUGUGAUAAGGGAUUAGGUGUGUUCCAUUGUCAGUACUGUAUACAUUUGCAAAACAUGGGCUGUGCCCUUUCAUUUACUGUAGAAGGGCUGAUAAUUGUUUCUGCACUGAGGUUUUAAAUACAAGCCCUCUAGAGCAAGAACCUAUAGAAUUACCAUUAUUACUCUUGACAGGCAAUUGAAGCUACCUUGAUAGUCCACUGUGUUCUCUUCUUGUUUCCUUCCCUUUCCACCAUUAGAUGUUAUUUCACCAUGAAUUAUAAGAUACUGAUUUUUUAAAUUAAAAAAACCAACAUAUUCACAUUUCAUAAUGUUUUUAAAUUUAUUCAUACUUUCUGUAGGAAAUUAGUACAUUGGUUUUUUUCCAGACCCUUUAUAAACAUUUCAAAGAUGAAUAUCCAUUUUAAGCCUUUUGAAGUCCUGGAUCAGAUCUAAACUUUGAGAUGUGUUCUAAAUAUUUUUUUUAAUCUGUUCUGGAGAAUUUGUCUCAAUGGAAAAAGUAGAGAAAAGUCUGCAAUUUCUUGCUGUUGCGGCCAUAACCAAUCUUAAGCAUAAGGUCAGCAGCUUAACAUGUUAGCCCACAUUGGAUUUACAAACUGGUGUAUGUUACCCCAAAGAUGUGAAUUUUAAAAGAAGCACAUUUCAGUAAGCCUUAGCCUAGACUGUAUAAUGAUCUCACAAUAUUUGGCCACAGAAUAUGCUUCUGAGAUGUUGCAAGAUGAGAUCAGAUGGAACCUUCCGCCAAUAAAAACCCUCAUGUUGAUAAUAUAUCAUCACCUUUUUUAUUGUGAGUUCUUGAAAUAACCACUAAUGCAGUCAGGGAAAAGAAACUCCAUUCCAUGUGACUAAAUAUGAAGAACAUAACUAGUUUUAACUAUUUACAUAUUGUUAAAUAUGCUGGGAGAUCAUAUCAUUUUUGUUGAUGCUUCCGUUGGGAAUAACAGAGCAGCUGGAGCUGAACACCUGAAAUAGAAUACAGUUUCUAAAUUCAAUAAAUCAUUACAAUAAUAUACCCUAGUUUAUGAGCAUAAAAUUAUAUGAGUAAAGAAGAUUAUAGAUCCCUCAUUUAUUUCAUCAGUGAAAGUGUGACUUAACAUUUUACAGUUUAAAGUCCCACUCUUCCAAAGAAUUUUGGAUAGUGUGUUUGGUGUGUCCUUCCCUUUCCCCAAAUCUAUAUAACUGCCUUAUACCUUGUCAGCAAACAUAGCCCAGUGUUGUCUAUUCUGGCUGAAUGACUCUCUCCUGGGUCCUGGGGCAGGGACCUUUCACAACAGAUCCUUUGAACUAGAGUUGAAACAUAAAAACCAUGUGAGAUUAACCAGCUGAGAAAUAGUGACUGGCUCAUGGUCCAUGGUUGAAUGGGGAUUUGAGCUCAAAACUUCCUUGUUCUGUGCUAGCUGCUAUGAACAAAUGCUGGUUUGUUGGUAAUACCAAAUUAGCUAAAUCUGUGGGAGACUGUAAGGUAAUAGAAGCAUCCAGCUAUGUUGAAAGAAGAGGGUGGCAGAUGGAAUUGUUUGUUAGGACAAAAUUAUUCACGUUUGUAAUUAUGCUUACAUAGCAUAAAGCACAGAAUAUAAUAGAGUAGGAGAAGACAAGAGUGCCUUCUGUGCAAUGGAAAACUAGACAUUGACAGUGCUGUUUUUCUAGAAAAAGAGAUGCCAGAAUUCACCAUGAAUGCCUCCCUUGUUCACUUCUAAUGGCAAUGGAGCGCACCUGAGAGGUGCCAGAACUGAGUUGCAGUGAGUUCCGGCUGAAAAAAAGCUCUGGGUACUGGCAUUCUCCCUCUUAAACCUCCCCGCCCCCUCAAAAGUAAUGUGGAACAGAUUUGAAAAGUGAUGUUACAUCUUAUUUUAUGGACUGUGAUCCAUGCAAGUUUCCACAAUGCGUUUCUUUUUAUGGUGCCACCAGACUUUUGUUUGUUUUCCCUGCAAGAUGGCUAGGACAUGGAUAAUUCUCUCUAGGGAAAGCAGUAAUGGAAGUUAGAAACAUCACUGUCAAUUAGGAUUGGGGAUCAGGGCAUCCAGCCAAAUGUAUUGUUGCCCUUCAUCCUCACCACCAAAAGGCAGAAGAAUGGAUACCAGGGGAUGGAAUAUAGGAUUUAGUGUGCACUUCCUUAUAAAACCAGAAUAGGGUUCCAUGCUAAAUGGACCACUUCUUUGAUUCAAGCAAAGCUGUUCUGUUUUCAUUUUUUGUUUUUAUGCCGAAAGAGUGAAGUGCCUUAUUCAGAGACUCAUGACAGGCAAUUUGAAAGAUACUAAAUUAUUUCUGUGUGUGUGCCAUCAGCACAUACAGAACAUCCACAGUGAUAGCCCUACAAUGAAUGAUCAUACCAUAGGUUGCCAUAUGCUAAAGUGGAUUAGCAUCCUGACUUUUACCUAUCAGAAUGAAUUUUACUGCACUAAGAGCUGGGUUGCACUAGGUAGUGGCACCUAUACAAGGACCUCUAUGUGGAGAUGAAAUUUGAUAGAACUGCCAUCUCUGUGUGGCAAACUGAAAGUGUGGAUGUUUCAUGAGGACCACUAGCUAGUGUGAAUUGGCUGUUGUCUGAGGGUAAAUGUAACCAUUCUAUGAGUCAACUAAUCCCAGUUGGAUGGUCUUGAUUAUGUGCUCUGAGACUCCAUUGUGCCUGUGUGAUUAGAUUCCCACCCUCCCCAUAGAGUUUUCUAUCACCAACUGUGUCCUAGUUGUCAUCUAAAGUGUUGCUUCUUGUGAAAUAUUUUUCCUUAAAAAAUCUACCUGUGCUUAAUUGGAGCUCCCAAUGCGAGGACUACUGCAUUCAGAGCACCACUGCUGAGUGAUUAACAUACUGUCUCCUCCAAUUUGAUUAUAUAGGUGGAAUCUUGAAAUAUUAUUGCACAUUGCUAAAAUGCAAUACAAAUUUUAAAAAUUACCUUUGGGGUGCAUGUGCAUAGGCUGCUUUAAUUCAAUCACCUAAAGAAAUCAUAGACAUGUGACAAAAUUAUUUAUCAUGAUAUCACAGCCCAUCGUUUGGGUUCUGUGAGGCUCUCCAUGCCCAAAUACCUGUUGGAAAAUCAGUGUAUUGUUUAAUCACAUUUGUCUUUCUCCAAGUUGUGGCCCACUUUUCUUGCCUCUUGCUUUGGUAAACUGCAUGAAAAAAACAGUGACUGACAUCUUUAUGGCAAAGCUGCUUUCUUAGGAUGAUCUUCUUUUAGGGCAGUGGUACCCAGAAAGAUUGGGUAAUGCUGGUGCAACUUGCAGCACACAGCCUCUUUGAUUUUCUACCUUGCCUUUGGGACAGGGAGGAAGCCCUGAAAAAGUAGGAAGCCAGAAACAGUUUCCUGGCAAGUACACAGUAGCGUAGCAUGAAAAGUCUACAGGCACAGCUGUGUCAAUUGAUGGAGCAGCAAAGGAUCCACACACUUGUAUUCAGAUGCAUUAUAUAAAGAGAAAUAACCUGUGUGACUUCAAGAUGGCUUCAGUAAACCAAAUUACGGUAUGUGUGUUUCAAAGCCCAGAUUUUAUAUUAUAGCACUUGUUGAAUCUGCCCUAUUAAAAAUGGGCACUCUUUGUCAUUUUUUAAAAGCCACUAGUUAAUUUUGUUGUAAAUACGUCAUUUAAAUACAUUAGCAUUAAAUACAGGGAUUACUUUUAGUAUGUGAUCCAAUAGGAGCUAUAUUUUUUGGCAAACCAAUUAUACCCAUAUUUAGAAUAGUCCUGUUGGUGGAAAGUGGUGGUCGUGCCUGUACAGAAAUGUAUUCAUUCUGCACUUGGCAGUAUGAUCCCAAUCUGUGUUAGACAACAAGGGAAGGGUCUUCCAAUUACACAGUGGCUAAGUUUAUGAAUGCGCUAGAAAACUCUACUAUGCACACCCUUUGAACUUAAUAGCAGUUGUUGUGCAGAUGCAUUAGAGUCCUUGCAGAGUUGCCUUCAUUUUAGCACAACUUAAACAGGGAAAGGUCUCAGUGGUUUUUAGCCCCUUGUCUCCUAUGAGGAUUGAGGGAUGGUUGCUCCCACUCUGCAGUAUUGCUAGAGGAUAAUUAUAAAAUUAGUUAUCUGUGUUAAUAUAGACUUGCAAUGGAAGUAGAGAUACUGAGUAGCUGAAACUAAUAGGUGAAUUUUAAAAAACAAAUUUAAGUCAAAAGCCAUCUUUUUUGGGGUGGGGGGUUCAUGUAAGUAAAUGCAGUUUUAAAUGACAAAUGGGCAGUUCUUCCAGAUAUAGUUCCUGAAUGCCCUCUUCAGAAAAGUUUUAUUAAACUGAAAAUUUGUGUUGAGUUAAGUUGCUGAAGAAAUGAGCAGAAGCGGUAUCCCUUUUCUAGGAUGGAAAUGUUCAUAUUAAAAGGGGUGUGGGAAAACUGUGGUUGCAAUUGACUUUUACUUAUGCUGCAUUCUUCCACCGUCCCAAGCACUUUGGCAUUCUUGCACUGAAUGGUUUGAUUCAGACAUAACACAACUCUGUGUAUAAAGCCAAGAUAUGCAUGGGCCUUGUCCUCACUGCCCUUUCUUUGCUUCCUUCCUCUUCAUACUUGAGUUAGUCAUAGUUUCCUCUUACAUCUAAAGUGGUAAACUAUAGGUCCUAAAAUUGGAACAAGGUUUGAAGCUCUUGGUUUGUCCUGAGCUUUGUAACUAUAGCUUCCCCCUUUCAGACAUAAUGGGAACCUAUGGUUAAUUAACCUAGGUAGUCUUCAAUGUUAUGUCGGAACCAGACCAUUGCCUAGUUUACAUUUUUGAACCUGUUUGGGCAUGUGCCUGGCUGUGAAUUUCAAAACCUGGAAAAAGCAUCAUGUGACAGCAAAUUACGCAGUGUUUAAAUACAUGCUAUUUGAGGGUACAGCAUUUUCUUACAGAUUUAAAGUCACAAAAAAGUCCUACCCACUUCAACCCUGUUGUUAACGUUAUAACAUUCAUUUCUCAAAACAUUGUGGAUUUGUAUCAUAUUGUAUUUAUUUUGUUCAGGUUGUCUUCCUUUUUUUAAAAAAAAGUUUUCUUUUAAGGCUCUGUAUAUAUUGACAUUAAAGUUUGUGUUGUAUUACAUUCUACUUAAGGAUGUAGCCGGUAUUGUAUUACAUAGUAUGUUGUUCUUGCAUCCAUGCUGCUAAAGAUAGUGUAUGCUUUCUCUCUCUGAAUCAUGACAUAUGCCAAAGACA